Messenger RNA from Coniophora puteana RWD-64-598 SS2, 1206 nucleotides. RefSeq lists its product as uncharacterized. Bases 1 to 1206 code for a protein of 401 amino acids. The record is from RefSeq and is a predicted model, not a curated record. NCBI's taxonomy places the organism in Eukaryota, Fungi, Basidiomycota, Agaricomycetes, Boletales, Coniophoraceae. The transcript has 3 exons.
AUGGAUCAAGAAUCGUGUUCCCUGGAACAUAUUGCAAAGAUAACCUCGGAUGACAAGCCGGAUGUAGGCAUCAUUUCGCGACCGAAGCGUGGGGGACACUCUACUGGGAGCGCAGGAGAAGCUCAACGAUGCUGUGACUCGCUCUUCAUUCUGUUUAAAACCAAUCAUUACGCCGUUUCUCCCGAGGAAUCCGCCGCCAUCGCGGAUCUCUUAUCCGACACCCAUAUCUUGACACGCGACUUUGACAACGCGAUUCUGACACUUCGAAGUCUGAAGAGACAGGUCAUCAGCUUUUCAACUGCCUGCAAGGUGUUUACGUCCUCUGUUGGACGUUUGCCUACCGAGAUUCUGGCCGAAAACUUCAUCUUGGCACGACCUCGCUAUGUCAGCGAAGUGGAAGGUCUCUCAUCUACCAGCACUAGACCUCACGCGGGACUUCUGACGUCCUUCAAUGCGGCUCAAGUCUGCAGACGUUGGAGACAGGUCGCUCUCGGUACUCCGUGGCUGUGGAACACAAUGCACGUUUACGGAGUUACGGACUUGGAUCAGGACGCCCUGCACAUGCCGCUUGAAAUGCUCUCAAUGACGAAGUCUGUUCCCUCGUACCUUUCUGUUGGGCUUCUGUCAGCGCACGACGUAUUCAUUCAAAUGUGCAGAAAAGGAUCGCUGUCGGUGUUCGAGCAAAAGUGCAGAGGCCUCGAAGUGUAUGCAGCCUUUGACCGCAAGCACACGAGGUAUCUUUUCUAUGAUUACAGCAAGGUUCGGGAGCUUCUCGGGCGAUUCAAAAGAGUAGAACGACUGGCGCUCCUGAAGCUUAGGCUUGACGAUUUUUCGGCAUCAGCUUCCCACUGGCACAAACUAGCCCACCUUCACUUGAGGGUGGCCGAGACUAGCCAAGCACACGGACCGGUCAAGCUACCCGUCUGCCCCCACCACACGGUUCUUGCUCUCAUGCUCAAUUCCCACAUCACGCUGGACCUUGCCUCAUCGUCAGCCUACCCACAGCUCACCGACCUAUCCUUCAUUGGUUUGAUAUCGCGGAACCCCCUUCCCUUCUGCCACAAUGGUCUCAAGCGCGUCGGCGUGCAAGACACCGGAGAGGAGCGCUUUCUAGAUAUGGCUACUCUCCCUUCUCUUGAGGAGCUUUCGACUUCCAUUCAAGAGUACAGCGAGCUUCAGCUGGGCGAGCUUGUCCUCCGCUCUUAA